Molecule: messenger RNA, 916 nt
Organism: Malus domestica (apple)
Lineage: Eukaryota; Viridiplantae; Streptophyta; Magnoliopsida; Rosales; Rosaceae
Source: RefSeq, a predicted model, not a curated record
CCCUGACACCCUUAACUUAUAUUUCAUCAAAUAAAAAAGAAAUGGUGACCCGCAGGAAGCAGUUGAACUAAAACUUUCGAGAACGACCAGCUGCAACAUUGUCAACCUCUACCAAACCUCCUCCAGGCCAACGAACUACUCCUGUGCGAGUAUCUCAUCAUUUUAAUUAAUGUUGUGCGGCCAACUAUUUGAUUCCCAGUAGAUCAACCACUUCAUGGACACAGACGAUUUCAGCUUCCCCACACACAAUUUCCCUCUAACUCCUAUCGACUCACCCCCGUUGUGGUGCUUAUCUCCUGCAGCAGAAGAAGAUCGUAAUCAUGGAGAAGACAUCAUGGAUGCUGUAAAUUGUAGUUAUCAAAGAAGAAAGAGCGUUUCACAUAUCGAGCGUGGCGGCCGGAAAAUGAGAGAGAAGGAAGAAGAGGAGACUAAGACUAUGGACAUGCUCUGGGAAGAUUUCAACGAAGAACUACCGAUGUCAAGAACUGCAGCAAGAUCAGACUACUCUGGUAGGUUUUCACAAGAGAUAUUAAAACAAUUGGGCUGCGUUCAAUCUUUCAAGUUUUCGAAAACCAACAGUACUACUACUACUGCCGUCGGCGUCGCGGGGGUUAUGAAGGUCAUAAAAAGGUUGUUCUUCCUCCACAACCCUAAUCACAAACUCAAGAAACCUGCAUGGCCAUGAUCAAAUUGUCUACCUCUUCCCUUUCUUCCCUUUCCUGCGUUCUUGUUUUUUUCUUCUUCAUAAUAUCUUUUUUAAAUGGGGUGAUCAUAUACUAGUGGUCAGUGUAAAUAAUUUGAUCAUAUAUAGUUUGAUUAAUAAAAAGAAGGUACAGAGGGCACGUCUCAUGACCAAGUCAUGUCUAUGUAUGAAUGUAUUUCAGUUUCUCUAUCCAUUUGACUAUUUGCUAAAGCA